Molecule: messenger RNA, 1927 nt
Organism: Cyprinodon variegatus (sheepshead minnow)
Lineage: Eukaryota; Metazoa; Chordata; Actinopteri; Cyprinodontiformes; Cyprinodontidae
Gene: glmna
Product: glomulin, FKBP associated protein
Exons: 15
Coding region: 302-1777 (491 amino acids)
Cellular component (GO): cytoplasm
Molecular function (GO): ubiquitin-protein transferase inhibitor activity
Source: RefSeq, a predicted model, not a curated record
GACCAAUCCGCUUGUUCACGUUGGAUUUGGAAAGUGGCUUAGAUUGUGAGAGUUUUUAUUUUUAAGCGGGUAUUUUGGAGGCAGCUCGGCGCUUUGGGUGAAGGUUUGUUAAGUUAGCUUCAGUAAAAAGCUGAGAUCCGCCAGAAGCAGCCGGACUGGCUCAUAGUCCGCCUUAAAUCAAUCCGCCAUGGGUUUGUUUUAAACGGCUCCCUGUGGAUCGAAGCUCGCGCGCUCUGCGACUCGCUUUUCUGUUUUCAAGGUUUUGCUUCAUGAAGUUUCUGCCCACGUGAGGACAGCAGAGAUGGCUCUGGAGCAGCUCAGUGAUGUGGUCCAGAGAUGUGAGGCGCUCCCAGAUGACAGCUACACCUCAGAGGAUCAUGACGUGUUCGCCAUCGCCGGGCGGACCUGCAUCGAGGAGGGCAACAGCCCGCAGGUCCUCAGCAUCGUCCUGGAUGAAAGGAACCAGAACGUAGUGAGGAGCAUGGGCUGGAAUCUGCUGCCGCCGCUCAUCCAGGUGCUGCUGAAGAAGGAGGAGCAGCAUCUCCCUCAGUGCCUGGCCAUCUUUAACCAUCUGCUGGAGACCUGCACACCCAAAGAGUUGCUGAUCGGCAUUUUGGAGCAGCUGGAAGACGACGAUCCUGACGGAAUCGCGGAGCGUCUCCAUCUGCUUCUGAACCCUUUGCAGAAAGUGCUGCUGCGGCUGGGCAGCCAGAAGGCGUCCUCCCUGGGGAUGACCCUGUCCUCGCUGCUGGACCAGCUGGCCAAGCUGCCCGUCCCCAACACCAAGGAGCAGGAAGAGGACGACGUCUUCUCGCUUUGCCGCUGCUGCACCCACCUGAUAGAGUUCGUCAGGCCCUUCGUCGUGGAGGCGAGGCUGAAUCGGAGCGGUGCGACCCGGUCGGAGGAUGAGCUGCGGACAGAACUACUGAAAUUAAACUCUGACUGUAGCGGCGUCCACAGCGCCUUGCUCACCUCGGACUCUAUCCCAGACACGGAGCUGUAUGAGAAGAGUCUGGUGCGGGUGGAGAACGGCAGUCUGCCGGCGGAUCUGCUGGAGAUCAAAACCUUCCUAACCGUCCCUCUGGACUUGGUAAAAGUCAUGACCAUGUGCCCUCAGCAUGAUCUGAGGACUAAAGGACUGAAGGUCUUCCAGCUCAGCAUCGAUAAGUUCAGCACUGAAGCCAAGUACAGAUUUUUCGAAUACUUGCUCAGGACCAGUAAUCACUCUGGAGUAGAGGGCUACACCAUUAAAAACAUCCGGAGUCAGAUAGACGCCGCUCUGCAGCCAGGAAACGCCAACGUCUGGUUUGAAGGAAGUCACCUGCUGCCUCUGCUCCGUAAGGUGUUCAAGCUUCCAGACGGCCCAGAGACGGACCUGCUGCAGUACAUGGACAGAAUCAUGGAGUCUCUGAACCUCCUGCGGUACUUGGUCAUCAGAGACAAAGUUACAGAGAACCAGACGGGCAUCUGGACAGAACUGUAUAAAAUAGAAGACGGGUUCAUGAAGCCUUUGCGCGUUGGGCUGAACAUGUCGAGGGCUCAUUAUGAGCGGGAGCUGCACGACACCAUGGAGAACAAAAAGAAGAAAACUAAAGAGGAGGCGGUGCUGUCUGUAUCAGUCGGCGGGGAGAAGCUGCCUAAAAUGACAACAGACUCUCAGAUUCAGGCUCUGCACUCGGCGCUGCACACGUUCGACAUGAUGGAGAGCGUGUUGGUGCGGAUAGAGGAGCUGAUCGAGGUGAAGGACGUCGAGGAAGCUGCAGCAGAGCCUCAUUAAUCUCAGGGCCUGACGGACAGCGAAUGCAUCGUUUCAGAUCAUGAAAGCGUUGCUUCUUCUCUCUAUUUCUGAUUUGUGAUAUUCAGUAAAGAUUUUCUACAAUUAAAUCUCCAUUUUUAAGUUAUUUAGAAAAAAUAAAUGAAUAUCCCU